UUGACAACUAUCCCCUUACCUGUAUGGUAAAUGGUUUAGUCCAACCAGACGUGGCCAAGAUGGAGGUCGGGGGAAAUUUUGAAAGAAGUGCUGAGGACGGUACCAACGAUUUAAGGCUGAGAAAAGUUCUCCAAAUGGAUGAAGACACAGAAGAUGUUCAAAGAGCAGGAGGGAGCCUAUCACAGAGUGCAAUAAAACAGCUAAAGAGGCAGAAAUUGCUUGACAGAAUACAGAGCAAGAGGCUUGACUUCCUACGCCAAGUAGACAGCCAGCUGGGGGAACUGUUCGAUGAAGUUACCCAGGAAGUCGAUACUUUCCAACAACCUUUCACCAAUGGGAAUGCCAAUGUGCAAAGGGAUUCGAAUUCCAGAGGACAGAAGACAUUUGUACCACGAGAUUCCAUUUUAACAGACCUGUUUGAGAUGCAGCAUAUCCAGACCAUCUACCACAUAUUUGUGGCUAUCCUGAUAGUGUUGAUGAUCAAUACCUUUGUGUAUGACAUUGUAGACAAGGGCAGCUGGAUGGUGGACUUUUCAAUGGUGUCCUUUGCGUUUGACAGGAUGCCCAUUGUUCUUCAUACAUGGGUCUACAUGCAGCUAGCCACCAUUGUUGUGUACUGUGCCUUCAACCACUGGGCUCACAACAGGAACACGUAUGGUACCUGGUUUGACUGGCUGUACUGUGCGGGGUAUCUUGGUUAUCAGGCUGGUUUUGGCUUCUUACCCCUCCGGCAGAUCUGUUAUCACAGUUUACCACCCACUGCUGCUCUCAUUGUUGUCUGUGAACAAGUAAGGAUGGUCAUGAAAGUGCAUUCCUUUGUCAGGGAGAAUGCCCCCAAAGUUCUGAAGACCAAAGGAGUUGAUGGACCUAAACAGUAUGUGAUGUGUCCAGACUUUUCCAAGUACCUGUACUUCCUCUUUGCUCCCACUCUUGUCUACAGGGAUGAGUACCCAAGGACACCUUCCAUCAGGUGGAACUAUGUGGUCAGCAACUUUGGGCAGGUUGUGGGCUGCCUGGUCUAUGCCAACUUUGUUCUGGUGCGCUUCAUGAUUCCUGUAUUCCGGAACAUCGGGAAGGAGCCAACAAGCCCCAAGGUGCUGGUGCUGGCUAUAUUUGGGUCCAUGCUGCCGGGCAUGCUGGUCCUGUUCCUUGUGUUCUUUGGUGUGCUCCACUCCUGGCUCAACGCCUUUGCCGAGAUGCUGAGGUUUGCUGACAGACAGUUUUACAAGGACUGGUGGAAUUCCACAUCUUUUGCUGGAUACUAUCGCUCCUGGAAUGUAGUGGUGCAUGACUGGCUCUACUACUACAUCUACAAGGACAUUAUGUUGCUGCUUGGUUACCAUAACAAGACGUAUGCUGCACUGUCUGUGUUUGUCCUGUCGGCCAUUGUGCAUGAGUACAUCAUUGCUUUUGCCCUGGGCUUCUUCUACCCUGUGCUGCUGUGUAUGUUUGGUGGCAUUGGUGUGGUGCUGUUUUUCCUGGUGCCCCAGCAGCCCUCGCGUAUGUGGAAUAUUGGACUGUGGGUGGGGCUGUUCAUCGGGAUGGGUCUGCUCAUGUGUCUGUACUGUCAGGAGUGGUAUGCCAGGAUCAACUGUCCAAGGGUCUAUGAUUCCUAUGCAGACUACCUGAUUCCUCGCUCUUGGACCUGCAUGAUGCAAAAUGUCCACUGAAGUCCCAAGCACUGCGCCACUACUAGCAUACUUGUAAAGUUAUAUACCUGGUCCAGCUUAUACUAUGUAGGGUGCUGCAGGUUGACAAGUUUCUGGGUUUGCUAAGCUAGAUUUUGCACUGGUUAAGACAUUUGUAGGUCAUCACAAUGUACAGCAUAUACUUAUGGGUUUGUUAAGAUACAUUUUGCACUGGUUGAGACAUUUAUAGUUCAUCACAAUGCACAGAAUACAGUGUCACUCAGAGAUGCUUUAUGGUAGAAAGUUAAGUCAAUCUACAAAACUAUACAACUUGAUUUAUAAAUUAGCGACACAUUAUUGAUUAGUCAACUUCGUUUCAGAUGUUACUGCUGCUUUACUUCUGGAAGGGUACUUUUUUUAAACAUUCCAAAUACUGUAGAACAUUAAUUUGGAUGACUGUUGGCAUGCUUAUAGGUACAUCCAGCAAUAAUUUUGAUAUGUAGUACAAGCUCAAAGUAAUUGAUUUACA
This is a messenger RNA of Branchiostoma floridae (Florida lancelet), 2157 nucleotides long. RefSeq names its product sterol O-acyltransferase 1-like. The transcript is spliced from 16 exons. Bases 24 to 1670 code for a protein of 548 amino acids. Gene Ontology annotation, biological process: cholesterol metabolic process. NCBI's taxonomy places the organism in Eukaryota, Metazoa, Chordata, Leptocardii, Amphioxiformes, Branchiostomatidae. The record is from RefSeq and is a predicted model, not a curated record. Gene Ontology annotation, cellular component: endoplasmic reticulum membrane.